Messenger RNA from Zea mays, 1043 nucleotides. Its product is annotated as NAD(P)H-quinone oxidoreductase subunit U chloroplastic. The transcript is spliced from 5 exons. NCBI's taxonomy places the organism in Eukaryota, Viridiplantae, Streptophyta, Magnoliopsida, Poales, Poaceae. Gene Ontology annotation, cellular component: chloroplast thylakoid membrane; chloroplast; NAD(P)H dehydrogenase complex (plastoquinone). Bases 109 to 822 code for a protein of 237 amino acids. The record is from RefSeq and is a predicted model, not a curated record.
GCGAAAUAAGAAAAAGGGAAAAGUUGAAAUCGUUUAUUUCCAUCCCCUCCUCCCUUAUCUCCCGCGCUCUGCUCCUCCCAGUCCCAGACUCCCAUCCUCGUCUCCGCCAUGGCCGCCGUCGGCAUCCCCUCCCCUCCGGCGCCACACGUCUUCGCGCCCGCCGCAUCUCCUUCCUCCUCCACGUACUCCACACUGGCCCCCCGCCGUCUCCGCCUCUCCACCCGACUCGGACUCGCCGCCGCCGCGGCGUCGUGCCGUACGCGGUGCGCCGCCGCUGCCGAUGGCGGGGCCGCGGCCUCGGAGGGUGCCUCUGCGGUGGCGGAGCUGGAGGGGGACCCCGACGCUGGCACAGACGUUGCCGGAGGCGCCGCGACCUCCACGCGGCCGCCCUACUCGCUCAUCUCCGCGGACAACGUGCAGAAGGCGAUGCGCGGCCUCGCAAUUACAGAUGCUGACCACUAUGGGAGGCUUGGAGUCACCAGGCUAGCUUCUACUGAUGAGGUAAAAGCUGCGUACGAGAAGAUGUGUGAAGAACUAAAUAGCAAAGAACUAGAAGAAGAGGAGCUUAACAAGGAACAUGAGCUCCUAAAGGAAUCAUUUACUAUACUAUCAACCGAGGAAGAACGAAGAUUAUAUGAUUGGAGCUUGUCAAGAAGUGGACAGCCUGAGCGAUAUGUCUGGCCAUUUGAAGUUGAUCCAUUGGAGUUGGCACCAGAUCCUCCAAAGGAACCAGAAGAUGAGUUCCCAACCAAGCUCGUUGGCUACUUCUUACUGGCGUGGUUCAUACUCUCUGUUGGCCUCUCGGUGGCCCUCAACAAAUGAAGAUUUUCUCCCCAAAAGAACAUGAAUUGUAAUCCAAUAAUCUCUCUGCCAUGUACAUCAAUGACGCUGUUGUGUGCACAGAAGCAUAUGGAUGUACAUGCCAUGCUCUUGGCAAUUAGCCGAAACAUAUAACAACACGUUCUGCACAGAUUGAAGUCGUGAAUCUUGUGCCUGGAGUUUUCACAAUCCUGAAUUAAGUAUAUGCCCAUUUUCAAACAAAA